Gracilinanus agilis (Agile Gracile Mouse Opossum) is the source of this 2087-nucleotide messenger RNA. It is a transcript of the gene KLHDC4, whose product is annotated as kelch domain containing 4. The coding region runs from base 42 to 1790 and encodes 582 amino acids. The transcript is spliced from 12 exons. Gene Ontology annotation, molecular function: protein binding. NCBI's taxonomy places the organism in Eukaryota, Metazoa, Chordata, Mammalia, Didelphimorphia, Didelphidae. The record is from RefSeq and is a predicted model, not a curated record.
CUUUUCCCCACUCACGUGUGGUGGCUUGCAAGUGCGGAAAGAUGGGCAAGAAGAACAAGAAGGAGAAGAAAGGGAAGGGGGCCGAGAAAACUGCCGCCAAGAUGGAGAAAAAAGUCUCUAAGCGCUCCAAGAAGGAGGAGGAGGACCUGGAAGCUCUCAUCGCACAGUUUCAGUCGUUAGAUGCCAAGAAGACCCAGACAGUAGAGACGCCGAGCUCCCCGCCCUCACCGAGGCUAAAUGCUUCCUUGUCUCCUCAUCCCGAGAAAGACGAAUUGAUCCUUUUUGGAGGUGAAUAUUUCAAUGGCCAAAAAACUUUUCUAUACAAUGAACUGUAUUUCUACAAUACUAGGAAGAAUGCCUGGACAAAAGUGGACGUCCCCAAUCCCCCCCCGAGGCGGUGCGCUCAUCAGGCCGUGGUGGUCCCUCAGGGAGGCGGACAGCUGUGGCUGUUUGGAGGAGAGUUUGCCUCUCCGGACGGAGAACAGUUCUACCACUACAAGGAUCUCUGGGUCCUGCACUUGGCCACUAGGACUUGGGAGCAGAUCAAGGCACCGGGAGGGCCUUCGGGCCGCAGCGGCCAUCGUAUGGUGCCUUGGAAGAGACAAUUGAUCAUCUUUGGGGGAUUCCACGAGAGCACGAGGGAUUACCUCUACUACAAUGAUGUGCAUGCCUUUAACCUGGACACCUACCAGUGGGCCAAGCUCUCUCCAUCUGGGACGGGCCCCAGCCCCAGGUCUGGCUGCCAGAUGUCAGUCUCCUCCGAGGGCACCAUCAUCGUCUACGGGGGCUACUCUAAACAGAGAGUGAAGAAGGAUGUUGACCGAGGCACGCUGCACUCCGACAUGUUCCUGCUGAAGUGCGAGGAAGGCAAGGAAGGAGACAAAUGGACAUGGACGCGCAGCAGCCCCUCCGGAGUGAAGCCGCCUCCCAGGUCCGGGUUCUCAGUGGCUGCGGCUCCUGGUGGCCGCACACUGCUGUUCGGUGGGGUGCGUGACGAGGAGGAGGAGGAGAGCAUCGAGGGUGACUUCUUCAAUGACCUCUACUUCUAUGACAUGGCCAAGAACCGCUGGGCUGCGGGGCAGCUCAAGGGCCCCAAGUGCGAGAAGAGGAAGCGGAGGCGAGGCAAGAAAGCAGAGCCGGACAGCGUGGAGAGUCAGGAGAGUGAGCAGGGCAGCCCCCACGAGCCUCAGGAGGUGAUCACAGAAGUGGUGGCCGAGGACGGAACGGUCAUGACCAUUAAACAAGUGAUCCCCGCGCCGGGGCCAUCUUCAAGGGCCGACUCUGAAUCUGACGAGGAAGAAGCCGGGGAUGAGGCCGGCGGCCCUUUGGUAGAACCCUGUCCUCGCUCCAAUGCCAUGCUGGCCGUCAAGCAAGGGCUGCUCUACGUCUACGGGGGGAUGUUUGAGGCUGGGGACCGCCAGUUUACCCUCAACGACUUUUACUGCCUGGAUCUUCACAAGAUGGACGAGUGGAAGGUCUUGGUAGAAAUGGAUCCCAAAACUCAAGAAUGGCUGGAGGACAGUGACUCGGAAGACGAAGAAGUGGAAGGAGCAGAAGGGGGAGAGGAGGAAGAGGAGGACGAGGAGACAGAGGAGGAAAGCGAGGAGGAUGAAGAAGGGGGCCGGCACCCGGCGGUGGAGCCCGGGGAGGAGUACGCGCGCUACCUGCCGAGGACUGAGGAGCACUGGGUCCGGGCGGCCCGGGACAACAUGGGGCCCGACGCCAAGGACAGGAAGGUGAUCAAAGUGGCCCACGCCAUGGCCAGGGCGUUCUACGAGGAUGCCGUUUAGGCCCAGAAGCGCGUCUCCUCCUCGGACACUGCUGAGGUCUUUCCCGUUCCUGGAGACGUCCUUCCCCCCGGCGGGAAGAGCGCCGCGCCGGUCCCCGAGCGCUUCUCGGGCACUUUCCUGCUGGGGCCGGUUUCCCCGGGCAGGAGAGCUUCGGGAGACGCAGGAACGAAGGAGUGCUGAGGGGGCACGAGCAGGGCGCUGCGGGCCGGGAGGACGUGCGGGCACGGCGGGCCUCGAGCCCCAGGCAGCAGGCGCAGGGCCGGCCGCGCGCUUCUCGCUGUUUUUAAAUAAAGCGCG